This is a messenger RNA of Gilbertella persicaria, 1711 nucleotides long. RefSeq lists its product as uncharacterized. The transcript is spliced from 4 exons. The coding region runs from base 68 to 1561 and encodes 497 amino acids. The record is from RefSeq and is a predicted model, not a curated record. NCBI's taxonomy places the organism in Eukaryota, Fungi, Mucoromycota, Mucoromycetes, Mucorales, Choanephoraceae.
GCCCCUUUCAUGAAGUAGUUGUUUAUGCAACCCACUCUCUUUUCUUUUUUUUGUUUUGUUUUUUUUUAUGCUUAUUUUCACUGUAUUCUUGCUUGUGUAUCUCAAUCAGACAAUAGCUUUUUAUCCUAGUCAUCAAUAUACAAAUACAACCAAUACGAUUGUUCAAUAUGAUCUUGAAUGUAAAGCAGACACGGUAUUUUGUGACAAAGUCAGCAAGGCUAUUGCAGCAGCCAUUGAUGAACUUACGCGAGUGAUUAAUAUUAAGAAUAGUUUAUUAAUAUUGGUGAAAUAUCAUAGUUUUUGUGAAAAGAUAUGUGCCAAUGAUACCUUUGGCUGGGGUUCACCCACUUCACAGUUUACUUUACCAUUUGAAGAUGGUGCUGAUUUAAAUUACGUAUACCCGCAAGCGCUGGCUAAACAAUUAGCGCCUUAUAGUAGCACUUCAGUUUGGUCUAAAUAUGAUAUUGAAAUUGAGAUCAAUAGUGACCUUUAUCUGAUGGAUUCAGAAGAAGCAAAUGGAAAAUACUGGUUUGUUAAUGAGAGCAGAAUUACACCUGAUCAAAUUGAUUUCCGUUAUCUUGUUCUGCAUGAAUUAUUGCAUGGUCUAGGAUUUUUAAGUUCAUGGGCAGCCUAUUUUUGGACAAAAGCCUCGCCUUUCCGUAUUCUGGUAGAUGGAGUGAUAGAUCCUCUUGAACUUCAGUUGGUCACACCAGGUCCAUACUGGUUCAUUCAUCAGGACACUGGUCCUGCCUAUGUCACUGGAUUUCAGCCAAAUAUGAUUUUUGAUAAAUAUCUCGUUCAUAUGGAUCCAGAAACCAACACAAAUGCGUCUCUGUCUGACAUGGCAUUUGAUAUGCAGAAUUUCUGUGUACAGAACAGUGAUGCCUUUAUUGUGAAUUUCUUACAUGCCUUUAAUGCGGCCAAUCAGUCUACGACAGCUCAUAAACUAUGGCUCUCUCUUUCUCAACCAGAGACACUUCAGUUUAGAUUUCAACCUCCUUCUAUUGCCAACAGUAGUUAUAACCAUAUACCUUACCUUCAACAGACCUAUCAGAACAUGACACUCUUGACAGGCAAUGAUUUAUUCCAAGUGUUUUAUUUUGAGCAGACAGACCCUACUAUCAAUCGACCUGGAUUGAUGAUUUCACAUUUGGGUGAUCAAUACCAAAACACAGUUGACUUCUUGAUGACUCAGCACUACCAUGUUGGUCAAACCUUAGAAAUACUCACUAAUACAUUCUAUCAAGCCAUUCCAUCUAUUGACUACCAUGUAUCCUUGUCCAAUGGUACAAGGGUCACAAAUAAGUACAAGUCUCCGAUUGGUCCAGGUAUUUUGCGUAUCCUAGAUUCCAUCGGCUACUCAACUGUCUUGACAAACACAAAUUAUACAACAGAUGGGAGUGUCAAGACACCCAGAUCUCGGUCUAUCUGCGAUGAUAGCAACCAUGGACCUAAGCCUACACCUACAUAUUUAUCGAGUAGUGACGCAGUAUCUUUAGAUGUUCAUCUCUGUCUAUGCUUAAUGUUCAUCACAAUGCAUCUUGUUAAACACAGCCGAUGAGCGGGACUUGAAAGACACUAUCAUUUAUGCGCAUGAAUCAUUGGUUUCAAGUGUCAAAAUAGCUGAUUUCUAAAAUCGAAUAUUCAUCAGCAUGUUACACUGUCUUAUCUCCGUUCUAAAUCGAGUCUAUAAUUUAUAUAUAAAAACCGC